CACAAACACACACUCUAUUCCAUCUGCAACACAAGAUUUAACAUUUCAUUCCCAUAAUCUCUUUGUGCAUUCUCUGUUCUGUUCUUAGCAUUUCUCUGUGUUUCUCCAAUAUGACGUUUUCCGAAAACGACGAUGAGGAGGUGAUCACUGAUUUCCAACCUUACUACCGAGUCUAUAAAAACGGCCGAGUCCACCGUUUUUACGAACUUUAUGGCAUAGUUGAAGUUCCUCCCUCUUUAGAAGAUCCAGACACCGGCGUUUCAUCCAAAGACGUGACCAUUUCCCCUCAUAUCUCCGCCAGACUUUACCUUCCCAAAAACACUAUCGCCGAUCAAAAGCUACCCGUCUUAGUUUACUACCACGGCGGAGGACUAGUUGCCGGAUCCGCCUUCUUCGAAACCGAACACCGUUACCUCAACCAUUUGGUUUCUGAAUCAAAUUGCAUUGCUAUUUCUGUGAAUUAUCGCCUUGCCCCAGAACAUGACCUGCCCACACUCUACCAAGACUGCUGGGAUGCCCUUCAGUGGGUUGCUUCACACGCCGCCGGUAAAGACGCCGAACCAUGGAUAGCAAACCAUGGUGAUUUUAACAGAUUAUUCAUAGCCGGGGAUAGUGCUGGGGGUAAUAUUGUCUAUAACAUGACCAUGAGAGUUGGCAGGGAGAGCUUAAGUGGAGGUGUGAAACUCGUCGGUGCUAUCUUUGCUUUUCCUUUCUUCUUGAUCCCAUCUGUCGAAAACAUUGAGGGGUGUUUGAUUUACAAACUUUGGAAUACUAUUUGUCCACCAUCUGAACAGGGAAUUAAUAGCCCAAUGGUUAAUCCAGUUUCAGAAAAUGGCCCAAGCCUGUCAGAGUUGGGUUGCUCAAGGCUUUUCUUGUGUGCAGGAGAGAAAGAUGAGCUUGUCCCAAGUGAAAUUAUCAGUCGAUUCGCUGAAGCUGUGAAGAAGAGUGGAUGGAAAGGUGAAUUAGAGUACAUUGAGGUUGAAGGUGAAGGUCAUUGCUUUCAGGCUGCUAAUCCUGAAGCUGAGAAAUCUAAACAUCUCAUCAAGCGCAUGGCUUCUUUCAUCCAACGCAAGUGAUUACAAUUCUGCAAUUAGAGCUCCUAGCUAGUAAUUAUUAUUAUUAGGCCAUGAGUAUAUAUAUAUUUGAAGCAUAUUUUAGAGUGGAUAUGUUAUUAGAACUGAUUUCCUGUAUCCUAGGAGCGUGGAACUUAAUAGAUGUAUGAUAUGUACUAUACAUGAAUUUCAAGCAUUUUAAUUAUAUGUAUUCUCCCUUGUUUCAUUUACUAAUAAUAAAUUAAUA
Molecule: messenger RNA, 1299 nt
Organism: Nicotiana attenuata
Lineage: Eukaryota; Viridiplantae; Streptophyta; Magnoliopsida; Solanales; Solanaceae
Product: 2-hydroxyisoflavanone dehydratase-like
Exons: 1
Coding region: 111-1076 (321 amino acids)
Molecular function (GO): hydrolase activity
Source: RefSeq, a predicted model, not a curated record